Ambispora leptoticha is the source of this 312-nucleotide messenger RNA. The record is from the annotation of a GenBank genome assembly. Lineage: Eukaryota; Fungi; Glomeromycota; Glomeromycetes; Archaeosporales; Ambisporaceae.
AUGGAACAAAUCGAACAAAUAGAAACAGAAAUACAGGGAUUAAAACGGGAAAAGAGAUUUUUAGAAGAAGAACAACGCGAUGCUGAUUAUUAUGAAGAAUUGAGCGAAGAAAUUGAACAUCUAAACGAAAAAAUAAGAACGAGACAGCAACUAGUUAGGACAAUAGUCAAUAAUAGAAAUAUUCAAAAUACUUCCCAAACUCAACAUACUCAGCCGCAGGGAGAAAUCCAAGAAUUAAAGCAAAUAUUAUUGAGGUUAGAAAGAAAAGUCGACCAAUUACAAGGGCAAGUAAAUCAAUUUCACCUCGGAUAA